Molecule: messenger RNA, 1359 nt
Organism: Ilex paraguariensis (yerba mate)
Lineage: Eukaryota; Viridiplantae; Streptophyta; Magnoliopsida; Aquifoliales; Aquifoliaceae
Source: the annotation of a GenBank genome assembly
AUGGCUACUUCGCUUCUAAGCCCUUGCAUUCCUCUUCAAACGCACACCCGACAAUUUCCUAUACCGACCACUAUUUGGGAGCGUCCAAAAGGAAUUGGGGAGAGAUUUGGUGGGUUCAAUGCGAUAAAUCUUUCGCCUGUGGCGGAGAGGACCGACAUCACUGAAGCCAGUAAUGCUGUGAAAGAUGAUCAAUUUGUGCAGUUUUUCCGUGAAUCUUGGCCGUACUUUCGUGCCCACAGAGGCAGUACAUUUGUUGUUCUAAUUUCUGCUGAAAUUGUUGAUAGUCCUCAUUUGGAUCCCAUUCUCAUGGAUAUCUCUCUUCUCCAUGGAUUGGGGAUCAAAUUUGUUAUAGUUCCGGGAACCCAUGUGCAAAUUGACAAGCUUUUAGCUGAGAGAGGAAGUGAGCCCAAGUAUGUUGGUCGAUACAGAAUUACAGACUCUAAUUCUCUCGAGGCAUCAAUGGACGCAGCUGGGAGGAUUCGUAUAAUGAUAGAGGCAAAGCUAUCUCCUGGACCCUCCUUAAGUGGCGUCCGUCGUCAUGGCGACAAUAGUCGUUGGCAUGAUGGUGUCAGUGUUGCUAGUGGUAAUUUUCUUGCAGCUAAGAGAAGAGGAGUUGUUGAAGGCAUUGAUUAUGGAGCAACAGGCGAAGUGAAGAAAAUAGAUGUAUCUCGCAUUCAUCAGAGGCUUGAUCAGGAGUGCAUUGUGAUCUUAAGCAAUCUAGCUUAUUCCAGCUCUGGAGAAGUAUUAAAUUGCAACACAUAUGAAGUUGCUACAGCUUGUGCAUUGGCUCUGGGAGCAGAGAAGCUUAUCUGCAUUAUAGAUGGCCCUAUUCAGGAUGAGUGUGGGCGUCUUAUUCGUUUUUUGCCUCUCCAAGAGGCCGACUUGUGGAUUCGCAAGCGAGCUGAGGAAAGCGAUAUAGCCGCUAACUAUGUGAAAGCUGUUGCUCGGGAUGAUCUUACUUGUCUUGAACACAAAGAUACCAAUGGAACUGUCCCUUCUCCAGUGAAUGGGAAUGGUUUUAGAGGUAGAUAUACUGUAAAGUUUCAGAAUGGUGUUGGUUUUGACAAUGGGAAUGGACUAUGGUCUAGUGAACAAGGUUUUGCCAUUGGAGGUCAAGAGAGGCUGAGCCGAUUGAAUGGUUACACCUCAGAAUUGGCUGCUGCCGCCUUUGUUUGCAGAGGAGGGGUUCAGAGAGUUCACCUAUUAGAUGGAACUAUUGGCGGAGUUUUAUUGAAGGAAUUGUUUCAAAGAGAUGGAGUCGGUACAAUGGUGGCUAGGUAUGCAAUAUCCUCUUCAGCAACCUUCUUACCAUGUACAAUAUGCAAUGUAUGCAUGCUGAAUCGAAUCGUUAUCUGGUGA